This is a messenger RNA of Chrysochloris asiatica (Cape golden mole), 2289 nucleotides long. RefSeq names its product transient receptor potential cation channel, subfamily V, member 2 (gene TRPV2). Gene Ontology annotation, cellular component: membrane. Lineage: Eukaryota; Metazoa; Chordata; Mammalia; Afrosoricida; Chrysochloridae. Gene Ontology annotation, biological process: calcium ion import across plasma membrane. The record is from RefSeq and is a predicted model, not a curated record. Gene Ontology annotation, molecular function: protein binding; calcium channel activity. The coding region runs from base 1 to 2289 and encodes 762 amino acids. The transcript has 14 exons.
AUGACGUCGUCCUCCAGCCCGCCUCCUUUCAGGCUUGAGACUGCAGAUGAUGACCAGGAAGAUGACACCAAGGAGGACAGAGGAAAUCUGGGCCUUGGGGAUGGGCCACCCCCCAUGGAAUCACCCUUCCAGCCUGAGGACAAGAACUUCCCCCCUCAGAUCAAAGUGGUUACUAACUACAGAAAACUUGUCAGAAAGCCAGACCCGAACAGAUUUAAUCGUGACCGGCUAUUCAGUGUGGUCUCCCGGGGCGUCUCUGAAGAGCUGGCUGGAUUGGCAGAGUACUUGCGCCGGGAGCACAAAUACCUCACUGAUCAGCUAUUCACAGAGGGCUCCACAGGGAAGACAUGUCUAAUGAAGGCUGUGCUGAACCUUCGUGAAGGCACCAAUGCCUGCAUCCUGCCGCUGCUGCAGAUUGACCAUGACUCUGGCAAUAGCAAGCCCCUUGUCAACGCCCAGUGCACGGAUGACUACUACCGAGGCCACAGUGCCCUGCACAUCGCCAUCGAGAAGCGAAGCCUGCCGUGUGUGAAGCUUCUGGUAGAGAAUGGGGCAGACGUGCAUGCCCGGGCCUGUGGCCACUUCUUCCAGAAGAGGAGCCAAGGGGCUUGCUUCUAUUUUGGCGAGCUGCCCCUCUCUCUGGCUGCGUGUACCAAACAGUGGGACGUGGUAACCUACCUCCUGGAGAACCCGUACCGGCAGGCCAGCCUGCAGGCCGCUGACUCUCUGGGCAACACUGUGCUGCAUGCCCUGGUGAUGAUUGCUGACAACUCAGCGGAGAACAGUGCACUGGUGAUCCGCAUGUACGACGCGCUCCUGCAGGCUGGCAUCCGCCACUGCCCCUCCGUGCAGCUGGAGAACAUUGCCAACAAGCAGGGCCUCACUCCUCUGAAACUGGCCGCCAAGGAGGGCAAAAUCGAGAUUUUCAGACACAUCCUGCAGCGGGAGUUCUCCGGGCCAUGCCAGUCCCUUUCCCGCAAGUUCACUGAGUGGUGCUAUGGGCCUGUCCGGGUGUCACUGUACGACCUGGCUUCUGUGGACAGCUGGGAGGAGAACUCAGUGCUGGAGAUCAUCGCCUUCCAUUGCAGAAGCCCACAUCGACACCGAAUGGUAGUUUUGGAGCCUCUGAACAAACUGCUGCAGGCGAAAUGGGAUCUGCUCACCCCCAAGUUCUAUUUCAACUUCCUGUGUUACUUGGUCUACAUGGUCAUCUUUACUGCUGUGGCCUACCAUCAACCUGCUCUGGAAAAGACCUUCCGCUCCCUGAAAGCAACGGCUGGAAACUCCAUGCUGUUACUGGGCCACAUCGUAAUCCUGCUUGGGGGGCUGUACCUCCUCUUGGGCCAGCUGUGGUACUUCUGGAGACGCCGCGUUUUCAUCUGGAUCUCUUUCAUGGACAGCUACUUCGAGAUCCUCUUCCUGCUCCAGGCCCUGCUCACAGUGGUGUCUCAGGUGCUGUGUCUCCUGACCAUUGAGUGGUAUCUGCCCCUGCUUGUGUCCUCACUGGUGUUGGGCUGGCUGAACCUGCUAUACUAUACACGUGGCUUCCAGCACACAGGCAUCUACAGUGUCAUGAUCCAGAAGGUCAUCCUGAGGGACCUGCUCCGCUUUCUUCUGGUCUACUUUGUCUUCCUUUUUGGCUUUGCUGUAGCCCUGGUGAGCCUGAGCAGGGAGACCUGGGGCUCAGAGGCCCCCACUGGCCUCAAUGCCACAGAUGCGGUGCAAGGAAAGAUGGGAGCGGAGGAUGAGGGUGGCACGGCCCCAUAUGGGGGCAUCCUGGAUGCUUCCUUGGAGCUCUUCAAGUUCACCAUCGGCAUGGGCGAUCUGGCCUUCCAGGAGCAGCUGCGCUUCCGUGGGGUGGUGCUGCUGCUAUUACUGGCUUAUGUGCUGCUUACCUACAUCUUACUGCUCAACAUGCUCAUCGCCCUCAUGAGUGAGACCGUCAACAACGUCGCCAAUGACAGCUGGAGCAUCUGGAAGCUGCAGAAAGCCAUCUCUGUCUUAGAGAUGGAGAAUGGUUACUGGUGGUGCCGGCAGAAGAAGCAGCAGGCAGGGGUUAAGCUGACGGUGGGUACCACGCCAGAAGGUAUCCCUGAUGAGCGCUGGUUCUUCAGGGUGGAAGAAGUGAACUGGGCCUCCUGGGAGCAGACGCUGCCCACGGUGUGUGAGGAGCCAGCAAGAGUCCAAGUCCCUGGUGCUACAAACAACCCCACUGUGGACUCCCAAACUGAGGAGGACUAUGCCUCAGAGGAAGACCUUCUGCCCCUCCAGCAGCUGGAGUCCCGCUGA